Wickerhamiella sorbophila is the source of this 915-nucleotide messenger RNA. RefSeq names its product Protein SUR7. Bases 1 to 915 code for a protein of 304 amino acids. The transcript has a single exon. Gene Ontology annotation, cellular component: membrane raft; cell cortex; plasma membrane. The record is from RefSeq and is a predicted model, not a curated record. NCBI's taxonomy places the organism in Eukaryota, Fungi, Ascomycota, Dipodascomycetes, Dipodascales, Trichomonascaceae. Gene Ontology annotation, biological process: endocytosis; cortical actin cytoskeleton organization; septin cytoskeleton organization.
AUGGCUGCGCCGCCAGGCCUUAAUAAGGUACCGCAACUAUUCGAGAGGUUUUUUGUCUUCCUAGUAUCAUACACGACAAUGCUGUUUAAAGGAUUGAAUGGCCUUAUCUCGCUGCUUUUCACAGCUGGUACCAUCCUACUACUGUUUUUUAUUAUCCUCGGUGGAAUCAAGGGCACUGGCGUGACAUCACACUUCUAUUACUUCCGGGCAGUCACCAGCUCUAUUGUUCCGAGCACUCCCGGCGUAACUCAAUGGUCAUUUUGGGGUGUCUGCUUCUACUCGGGUGACAAUGCCUCUCACCCUGGCGACAACGCUGGCUGCAGUCCCCACCAUCCUGCGUUUGGCUUCGACUUGGGCAACAACCUGGGCACCAGCGAUGUCCCUGACUCAUUCAGAAGACGUCACGACUCUUUGUACUACCUGUCUCGUUUCCUCUUCCCUUUCUUUGUGAUUGGUCUUUUCUUCGAGGUUGUCAAGCUUUUUGUCUUCCCCUUCCAGUACAAGAGCAAGAUUGUUAGUCUCACUGCUUACAUUUCGAACAUUAUCAGUUUCUUGUUCGUUACCAGCGCUGCAGCUUUGGUUACUGCGCUCAAUGUCAAAGCUCGCACUGCAUUCCAAGAGGCUGGCGAGCAGAGCACCCAUCUGGGUCGUCUAGUCAUUGCCUUUGCUUGGACUUGUGUUUUCAUGAUCAUGUGCCAGUUUGUUUUAUUGUGCUAUGUUCGUCCUGCCCGCAAUUCCGGUGGUGUUGCGUCUGGUGCCGCAUAUUCCAGCGGCGGCUACGCGGCGGCCAGCAACAAGAAGUCUCGCUACCGCUUUGGUUUGGGCUCCAAGAAGACCACCGAGACGGUUGUUGUCCCCGCGGAUAAUACCAGUAUCAAUGAAGCUGCUGAACGAUCCUCCUAUGUGCGGGCUUAA